CAUAUCUGAAUAAGUUGACAUUGCAAAAUACGUCACUUAAACAGGUUCAACAUAGAAGCAGUGGCAUGAAGGAUUCAGUUAUGUCAUCUCAAGAUGAACCUCCAACUAAUGAAAAUGAAAAAUGCAGCAGUGAUGACUUUACCCCACUUGCUAUUCAGGAGCUCAUCAGGAGGCAGCAUGCAGUGUCAUGCAUAUCGACAGCCGAGGCAGUCUUGGAUAAGGUUUCUAAUGCUGCAAACUGUAUCAUUUGUAAAUCUGACUAUAUCCUAUUAGGAGAACAGCUGAAGCAUGACAGCCAGCUGGCUUUCAUGGGGAGUGAAGAGACGUCAGUUGAUAUUUUCACAUGGAACCAAUGGAAAUCUAGGGCGUUAUCAUAUUUUAUUGAUAAGAAAACUAUUAGAUCGGUCUCUGGUGCUAGCUUGAUAUUUUCUGGCUCUAAGAAUCAGUGGGUACAAGUGUUUGAGCAGCUGAAUAUUUCUGAUGGAAACAGAACUGACAAUUUACUGGAGAUGGUUAUUCUUUCCCACCCUUUCUUUCUCUUUAAGCAGGAGCUUCUCUUACUUGGAUGCAUCACUAGCAGAUGGAAUUCCCUGGUUGAAUACUUGAUGUCAGUUUCUUAUGAUUCCCUUCCUGUCUCAAAUCAAUAUCACUUACUUUGCAACUUUGUCUUUGGAAGAUCCUUAAAUUUUCCUCAUAAAGAGGACAGUAUGAAUUCAAAGGAAUGCGGCAUCCUUGACCAUCUGACAGGACUCAUUGGAGGACAACUUCAUCUACUGUGGAAAAUAUCUCCCAUCCUUGUGGCAGUUUCUAUUCCUUCAUGGUCACCAUUGUUCAGAUUUUAUUUGAGUGAAAUUGAGAGUCAAGUCAAAGGAGAUCCUUCCAUUAAAAGAUGCUGCAGUUGCAGUCAAGAUAAGGGGCAUAAAGAUUGUGAACUAGCUGAGAAAAUUUGGUGCCUCUACAUCUUUCACGUUUGUGGUUCUCAAAUUAUUCACAAUGGAUCUGGUGCUUGACAGCUCAGCAUACCAUGCUGGUCUGUAGUAAGACUUACUUUUUCUACAUCUAUUGCUCAAUUGGCCUUCCAUAUUUUAUUUGUAUUGGUACCUUCAGUUUUUAUUUCUUGAUAUUAUCUUUUUUUUUAAUAAUAUUUAUUGAUAUUA
Messenger RNA from Rubroshorea leprosula, 1157 nucleotides. NCBI's taxonomy places the organism in Eukaryota, Viridiplantae, Streptophyta, Magnoliopsida, Malvales, Dipterocarpaceae. The record is from the annotation of a GenBank genome assembly.